Punctularia strigosozonata HHB-11173 SS5 is the source of this 1056-nucleotide messenger RNA. RefSeq lists its product as uncharacterized. Bases 1 to 1056 code for a protein of 351 amino acids. Lineage: Eukaryota; Fungi; Basidiomycota; Agaricomycetes; Corticiales; Punctulariaceae. The transcript has 5 exons. The record is from RefSeq and is a predicted model, not a curated record.
AUGCCGAUAAGCGUUCAACACAAGCAGCAGCUGCUUUCGACAGCACGGUCCGCGCGCGAGCCCCUCCCGGACUCGCGAGAAGACUAUGCCGAGGACGCGGUCGAAGAUCGUCCGGAGUCGGACGAAGGAUCCGACGGCGAGAGCGAGUACGACUCCUGGCAAAGCGACGAUCCGGGCGACUCGGAAGACUACGUGGAGAGAAAGGGCUCGCGACGUUCGCGCCUGAAAUCGAAGGCGAAACGCACGGAUCGUCGCGCGAAGAUGAAGGAUAAUGCGGACGCUGUCGCGCAAUCCGAGCACCGUCCUCAGGAGGGCCCGCGACCCAGCGGUGCGCUGCCGCCUCCAUCUGGCGGACCGAGGGUUCACUCGCCGCCGUGCCGUCGGUGCAGGAAGCACGGGUUGGACUGCGAGAUGCAGGAAGCGCUUGGUGCGGCGUGCGCGCCGUGCUACGAGGGCAAGGUCCGCUGCGAGAAAGGGGCCGGAAGGACCGGGAGGCGCAGGGGCGUCAACCUGAAGAAGGGCCGCAAGCCGGCCAGGAUGCUGCCGUCGCGUUCGGCGGGCCCGUCGCGAGCGUCGCCCGACGAUCCGUCGGACAGCGACGUUCGGAUCGUCUCGCCACCGCCGUCGGACAGCGACGUGCAAAUCAUCUCGCCGCCCCCCUCGCCUCGCACGCAGGAGCGCUUCAAGACGAAGCGAGGAGAUGCAACGAUCCGUCGCGAGGCCCCGGCGACCGGUUCUCACCCGGAACGGCGCGGUCCGGUCGAGGUCCGCGACGGCGACGAGGACCCAAACGACCCGAACGACCUUCGCCUGGACGACAUGCAGCUCGGACCGCCGCCGGUCGACUACAACCCGUUCGCGGCCUCCGCCAGCAGGAUCCUCGCGACCGCCGUACGCGCGCGUGAACCCGCCGACCAAAUCCGCGAGCGCGAGGCGCACAGCCUGGGGCUGCUGGCCGCGUUCACCGCCGUCUCCUUGGACAACAUUCGGCUUUCGGCGCGGUUGGACAAGCUCAACGCGCAGCGCGUCGCCGACAAGUACGCGACCCCGCUGUAG